This is a messenger RNA of Phragmites australis (common reed), 1061 nucleotides long. RefSeq lists its product as uncharacterized. Lineage: Eukaryota; Viridiplantae; Streptophyta; Magnoliopsida; Poales; Poaceae. The coding region runs from base 50 to 469 and encodes 139 amino acids. The transcript has 3 exons. The record is from RefSeq and is a predicted model, not a curated record.
AUACUCAAGCCAACUCGAGGCACCUCACCAAACCAAACCAAGCGAAGAAAUGGCGGCCAUCUCCUCCACCGCCUAUUUCUCCUCGCAGCCGCAGCUCCCCGCCUCGACGGAGAACCCUAGCAGCACCAGUGGCAGGCUGCCAAGGACGCGCCGGAGCAGCAGCUUCGUGAUGGUCGAGGCGGCGGCCCACUCCGGCAGCGGCGGGGUGGUGAGGACGAGGAGCCUGACGGAGGAGGACCUGGAGGAGCUCAAGGGCUGCCUCGACCUCGGCUUCGGCUUCGCGUACCACGAGAUCCCCGAGCUCUGCGGGACGCUGCCCGCGCUCGAGCUCUGCUACUCCAUGUCCCGGAGGUUCCUCGACGAGCAGAGGGCGCCGGGGCAGGAGCAGGAGCCCGAGACGCCGCCCCUCCCCAACUGGAGGAUCUCUGGACCUGGUAGGAUGAGGGUAUGUUUGCAAUAUAUCAGGUGAUGAUCCAGAGCUAGUGAAGGCUAGGCUGAAGUAUUGGGCUCAAGCUGUAGCAUGCACUGUCAAACUCUGCAGCUAGUGGUGGCUGGAUGUCUGCUGCUUCAUCACAUAACGUGUAUGCUAUGACGGGCUAAACUGAAAGUUGGUUGGAGGUUGAAGAAUCUGCUUAUAUGGAUUUGGGAUAUGAGGAUCAAAUACUCCUCAGAAGGUGCUUGUGCUUCGUGGCAUCGAGGCAACAAUGCAACACAAGUGAUCACUGCUUUUGCAAACUUUGGAGGGGGAGGAAUCGUGAGUCAUGACAUCGGAACAGCGACAGAACUUGAUGCGAUCCAUGGUCUGAGCUUUUAUGAAAGAAUCAGACGCUUGUCGUUCCUCAGGAUGGCCUGCACAAUGCAGCGUUUGCAUGUGUAAGACCUGCUAGUUCUUUUUGCACCUCCUUGCAAUGCUAAUCGUUGUACACUUGUAAUGUACUGGGUGGAGUUUGGCUACUAAUCAAUGGGUUGAUUGGUUCCAAUAUUGUUUUGUGCUGUGCAAAUCUGUUCUAGUAGUAGAUAUUGUACGUCAUUUGCAUGAAUAGAUCUGCAGGUUAUGUGUA